GACCACAAUGGCCAUCCUUACUUAAACAAAGCGCCAUCGUCUUCCCCUUCUUUCAGCGGAAAACCCUAGCUCAAGAAACCCUCCGCUGGUUCCUUGAACCAUAAUCAUAGGAUAGACGACCAAUUGUUGUAAAAAGAGUGCGAGAAGGGAUGGCGGGUGGAUCAGAUGCGGUGGAGACUGCAACCUUAUCAUGUGCUAAAUGUGGCAAACCUGCUCAUCUUCAGUGCCCAAAGUGCGUUGAAUUAAAGCUUCCCCGUGAAGGUGCUGCUUUCUGUUCUCAAGACUGUUUCAAGGCAUCCUGGAGUUCUCAUAAAUCUGUUCACUUGAAGGCAAAGUUAUCUUCCCCUGCAUCUGAAAAUCCCAGUGAACAAAAUUCAGCCUCGCCCAAUGAUGGUUGGCUCUACUGCUUGAGGAAAGGACAGGCUCGAACACCCAAGCUUCCACAUUUUGACUGGACUGGACAAUUAAGACCAUAUCCAAUAUCAAAAAGACGUCCAGUACCUGCUCAUAUUGAUCAACCUGACUGGGCAACUGAUGGAAUUCCAAAAAUUGAGCCCAACAGUGAUCUGCAACAUGUUGUUGAGAUCAAGACUCCUGAUCAAAUUGAGAGAAUGCGAGAAACUUGCCGGAUAGCAAGAGAAGUUUUGGAUGCUGCUGCUCGUGUCAUUCGACCUGGAAUUACUACUGAUGAAAUUGAUGCUGUGGUUCAUGAAGCAACAAUUGCUGCUGGAGGAUAUCCAUCUCCAUUGAACUAUCAUUUUUUCCCGAAGUCUUGCUGCACGUCUGUAAAUGAAGUAAUCUGCCAUGGUAUCCCAGAUGCAAGGAAGUUAGAGGAUGGGGAUAUUGUAAAUGUUGAUGUUACUGUUUAUUAUAAGGGGGUACAUGGUGACUUGAAUGAAACAUUCUUUGUGGGUAAUGUUGAUGAAGCAUCUCAACGGCUAGUUCAAUGUACUUAUGAAUGCUUGGAGAAAGCAAUAGCUAUGGUUAAGCCUGGAGUUCGUUUCCGGGAAAUUGGGGAGGUUAUUAACCGGCAUGCUUCUAUGUCAGGAUUCUCUGUGGUGAAAUCUUAUUGUGGUCAUGGAAUUGGUGAGCUCUUCCAUUGUGCUCCAAAUAUACCCCAUUAUGCAAGAAAUAAAGCUGUUGGAGUGAUGAAGGCAGGACAGACCUUUACCAUUGAACCUAUGAUUAACUCAGGCGUUUGGCGCGAUCGAAUGUGGCCUGAUGGCUGGACUGCUGUAACUGCUGAUGGCAAACGUAGUGCACAAUUUGAACACACACUUCUGGUGACAGACACGGGGGUUGAAGUUCUUACGGCACGUUUGCCCUCAUCCCCUAAAAUGUUUCCUUGGCUAAAUCCGUGAUUCUACUAGUUCUUCAAAGGGGGGUGAUAUGAGGAGAUCCUUAUAGCAUCAAUUUUCAACUACGUAUUCAACAAGUAGUUCUUGUUACCCUUCUAGGAGGACUAGAAGUGUUGUAUUUGUAAUUCUGUCUAUUGUCAAAUUUUGAGUUACGAUUUUUCCUGUUAUAAGAGACGGUAAAAUGAUCGAGAGGACCUUCCUGGAAACCUAUUGGUAACUAAGACAAGCAUAGGGAAUAAAUGUUCUGCUGCAGUUUUGGCAUCUGUGAAAAGUGUGGCUGUAUUUCCGUGGGAGAUUAUGUGUUAUAUUUAUCUGUUUAUAUUAUAGACCAGAGAAAAAGAUCUACAGUUUGUGACUUGGUGUAAAUCUGCAAGGCUUUUACCCAAAUUAUUUGGGCUCUUUGAACAGACUUCGAUUA
Sesamum indicum (sesame) is the source of this 1776-nucleotide messenger RNA. RefSeq names its product methionine aminopeptidase 1A (gene MAP1A). Gene Ontology annotation, biological process: proteolysis. Gene Ontology annotation, molecular function: metalloaminopeptidase activity. Lineage: Eukaryota; Viridiplantae; Streptophyta; Magnoliopsida; Lamiales; Pedaliaceae. The record is from RefSeq and is a predicted model, not a curated record. Gene Ontology annotation, cellular component: cytosol.